Molecule: messenger RNA, 3831 nt
Organism: Bombyx mori (domestic silkworm)
Lineage: Eukaryota; Metazoa; Arthropoda; Insecta; Lepidoptera; Bombycidae
Gene: Tango10
Product: BTB/POZ domain-containing protein 17
Exons: 15
Coding region: 470-2080 (536 amino acids)
Molecular function (GO): protein binding
Source: RefSeq, a predicted model, not a curated record
UUUCUUUUUCUUUUCCUACCUAUGCUGAUAGGUAUAUUUUGUUACCUACAUGAAAUCUAUUCUAUCAGAGAAGUUCCCUCCAGCGAUAUUGUUUAAUUUUUCAACAUUUAUGUACUUUUUAUAUAAACUACAACCAUCUAAGCUUUAUGAUGUAUAGGGGAAAUAAUCUUUAAUAGAUGCCAUAACUGUACAUCUACGUUAAAAUGUUCACUCCUACACUUCUGCAAAUAAUAUCAGUGCCUUCACCCACUAUAAAACAAUGACAAAUGACAAUGAAAUACGUCGUUGCUUGUGACAGCCAGACAGCGAAUCAAAGUUAAUGGUAGGUGCCUAAAUUGAAGAAUAAAGAAAACAAAAAAGUUAUGACACAUGUAUAUAAUCGAAAUCUUGAUUUCUGCUAACAUUCAGACUAUAUUUAGCGUAUUGUUGUAAGUUGUCGUUUUAUUCAUAUGGACCAAGAGUGGGAGACAUGAGCUACCUGACAGUGGACGGACCGAAUCCUUCGAUGGAGAAACCACCUGAGGAUGCUGAACCAAACGAGGACCUUGAGGUGGAUAAUUCAAAAAGUGUGCUGCUGAAGAUAGCAACUCUGUAUGCUGAGCAGCUGAUGAGUGAUCUGACCCUCGAAGUAGCUGGAGUUGGAUACCCAGCUCAUCGAUUAAUAUUAUGUGCUAGUAGUGAAGUUUUUCAGGUUAUGUUAAUGAAUAGAGAAUGGAGUGAGUGGAGGGAAAGUCGCAUAGUCCUACAGGAGACACCUUCUGCGGCAUCAGUCUUCCCACAUUUUCUAAAGUAUUUCUACACGGGUCAGAUUAGGAUAUCCUAUCACACAGUGCUUCCAGUCUUGUCACUCGCUGACAAAUAUAAUGUUAAGGAUCUGGUGACAUUAUGUCUGAGCUAUAUGUCACAGCACAUUGCCCAAGCUGCCAAGCGCGGACAACUCAUAGCUUGGAUGCAAUACACCAUGGGUUGCGGACACAAUGAUGUUGCCAAGGCUUGCCAGAACUUUGUGAAGUGGAACGUGGAGUGGGUGUGGUCUGAAGCAGCACUGGCCGAGCUGGAGGGAGACACGCUGGUGCAGCUGCUACAGCACACGGACCUCGUGCUGCACAAUGAGAUCACCUUAUACCAGUUCGUGGUGCGAUGGUUGAACAAGCAACGGGAGAAGCUGGACAGGACUGAUCUCAAUGAAGCAGAGAAGAAGCUGCACUGGGAGUCGCUGGUGGCGGCCGUGUUCUCGCACAUCAGGUUCCCGAUGAUGUGUCCGAACCAGCUAGCGAAGCUGCUACUCUGUCCGCUGACCCAGGAGCACAAGGACUUCUUCAUGGAGCGGAUGGCCAUCGCCAUGAGCUACCAGUCAGGUCAGUACGAGCGGGUGGCGGAGGUGCAGCAGACGGAGGCGGGUCGGAUGCUGUUCACCCCUCGACUGUACACCGAGGACACGUGGGGAUCCAUCCUGGCGGUGGACAACUUCCACUCCCUCCCAUGCUACCACACGAGGACGUUUAUAUUCUCGACCCGCCCCACCAUGUCGGACGUCCCCCCUCACGACAAGCUUCUGGAGUGGACCGUGGACCUGUACCCGAAGGGCGUCUGGUUCAAGAAGAGCCUGCUCAUUGUCUGGGCCGGUACUUAUGAUGUUCCGGAGGUGGUGUUGCGCACAGUGCGCAUAUCGAUCACGUGCCAGAACUGUCCGGAGCCCGCGCUGGACCAGUACGGGGAACCAGAACAAACUGAGCCCGACGUCAGAGUCAAGAUCGGCGUGCUGGUGUGGGGCGUGCAAAAGGGCGUCGAGCACGUGUCGUCCGUUGUCGAACGUGUACACAGAUUUUCUGCGCAAAACAGAGUUCUGAACAUUGACGCCGCGCUCGACUUCGACGCGCUCAACACCCCGCUGUACUCGCCGCCCCCCGCGCCCUGCCCCCCGUCGCACAGACGCUGUGCGAAGUGUACGGACGCGUGCGACACGCCGGAGGUCAAACACCUGCUUGGAGCCAACGGGGACCAGCUCAAGAUACAAGUCGUGAUACUCCCACUCACGGACUACUGCCACGUCGGCGCCCCGGAGUCGACGUACGGAUGACAGGGCCGCGGUUUCUGUCUCUGUCGCGCGAAACGGACUUGAACCUAAUGCAUGAGUGAGACGGCUAUAUAUCUCGCGUUUCGCUUGCUCGCUCGUCGUGACGUAGGAAUGUUGAAAUUUGCUGUCGUUGUGUGUCAAAGUACAAUUGACGUUUUUCCGUUUUCCUUAAAUGAAUUGACUUUUAAUGUUAGUAAUGUUUGGUUUUUUUUUAAUUGCUUAGAUGGGUGGACGAGCUCACAGCCCACCUGGUGUUAAGUGGUUACUGGAGCCCAUAGACAUCUACGACGUAAAUGCGCCACCCACCUUGAGAUAUAAGUUCUAAGGUCUCAAGUAUAGUUACAACGGCUGCUCCACCCUUCAAACCGAAACGCAUUACUGCUUCACGGCAGAUAUAGGCAGGGUGGUGGUACCUACCCGCGCGGACUCUAGAGGUCCUACAACCAGUAAAAUUUUAACAGUUUAUAUAUGUAUAUUAAUAUCAUUUGAUAGAGUUUCAUCUCAAGUCUCUAAGCCACAUGGUUGUAUCAGUGUAUAGCCCCGGAAGCUAAACCGCAAUGUAUAGGCAGGGCGCAUGACGAUACUACGAGUAUACAUUGCGCGCUCGUAACAGAUACCAGAACGUUCUGUUGGUUCAGAGAUGAGUAUAUACUAGAUACAGGGCUGCGUGUGAGCUCCUGUGCCGGCUCGCUACUACAGAAAUAUUUUUUUAAACUAACACAAAAUAUUAAAAGUCAAUCUGUCAUUUUGGUUUUUGAUAUGUGCUCGUUUAGAAGAUAUAUAAUUUUAAAUACACCUAUUUAUCGUAAAAGCCAGGCGUAUUUAGUGUUUAUUUACAAAAUUAGCCACUAUGUUGUUGAUUACGUGGACUUGUCAUUAAUAGUAAUAUCGCGUGCUCUGUCACUUUGCUCUGACAAUCAGUGUGACAUUGACAACUGAAGCAGUGACAGUUGACGCAUGCAAUUGGAAACGUUGACUUUGAAAAAGUACAGCAAGGGUUGAAACGCUAAUUGGUUUAAGUGACAUUUAUCUUUGUAAUUUUAAGGUGCGUUUUAUUUGGUAUUAUCAUCAACAGUUCGAAGUUUUUAAUUGAACUUUAAUUAAGUUCCAUUCAAAUAGCUGAAGAAGUGUUUUUUGUUAUGAUAUUUAUUCCUAAUUUUAAAUUUUAAACGGCUCUACUGUAAAGUUGUAAAAAUGUCGCUUAAACCAAAUAAUCUUUCACCCGUUGACAGGAUUAUGAGAUACACUUUAUUAUUUAUAAUAUAAUAUCAGAUUUGUUGAUUUCUCUAGCGUCACAGCUAAAUCGAUCUUAAUGAGAUGUUUAAAUGAUUUUAUUUUCAAAUUUAUAAAUAUCACAUUGUCUACGAUGAAAGAAAAGAACUAGUUUAUAACAUAAAAAUAUUGCCAAUUUUAAUUUAAAUAGAAAUUAAAUAUUUUUUCGGUUCAAUUUUUAUUGUCUCCGUGUUCGUUUGACAUUAACUUCAAUCAGUAUAAAAACAGUUGCGUGACUAAAAAGUAAAGAAGGCAGACUAUAUACACUCAAAUGAAGCAGUCAGUACAUAAUGCUCAUUUUGGAUAUGGCAACCCCAUCUGUUAUUGUAUGUUGUAACUCUAAGUCAAAAUUAGUUAUUUAUUCAUAAUAUUUGUAUUCUUCCAUAUAACUAUUAAAAUGAUUGUGUGCAAUAAAUAGAAAUAUUCGUUGCAGUAUUAAUACUAGGUUAGUUAGUAUUUUAAAUAAAAUUGCGACGUAAUAA